GGAAUUAUUUAACUAAUGGAAUAUACAAAAGAGAAAUCAUGCAAUUCUUCAGAAUAUAGCUAGCUUGAACUUUAGUUAAAAAGAUUUUCAGAUUUCAUAUGUAGGACCUUCACUUUCUGAUAAUUUGAUGAUUUCGAGAUUCGAGUGACAAUGAAAACACAUAGUAAGGUUUGUAAAUGACGCAACACCUUAUAUUCUGACUGUGCGUACGCAGCUGACCUCGAAAAGCCGAUAGAGAGGCGGAUAAUAAAGUUAGGUUAUGUCUAAGUAUAUUUUUAUUAUAAAUCUUUUUUUACUUAUUUACAGAGGUAGUUCAAAAAGUUAUAAUAUCUAGUUAAAUAUUAGGUCUAUUCUUUGCACCUUUACUUUUUUGCUAAUAGACAGGUUAACGGACAAAAUUAAAAUUCAAAACAUUGGUACGUUCAUAACAAAACAAAAUUUUAUUUUGAAGCAAAAUACAUUUACUCAUUAAUUUGUAGUGUAAGAAAUAGACAAAUUAUCGAUGUCUAAUAAAUUAGCUGUGGUGACAGGAGCCAAUAAAGGGCUCGGUUUUGCGUUAGUAAAAGGACUUUGCUCAAAAUACGAUGGAACCGUUUAUUUGACUUCCCGGGACGAUAAAAGAGGUAAAGCUGCCUGCGAAGAACUGAAGAAAUUAGGACUUAAUGCAGAAUAUCAUCAACUGGACAUCGCAAAGCAUGAAAGUGUUAAAAGAUUUUGUGAUUUUCUAAAACAUAAACAAAAGAAGAUAGAUAUAUUAGUAAAUAACGCGGGAAUUCUUUUUUUGAAAGAUGCGCCGGAACCCAAGUGGUAUCAAGCUGAAGAGACUAUUUUUGUGAAUUUCUCUGCAUUGGUAAAUUUUACUGAAGCCAUUUUGCCUUUCGUUAGUGACCAUGGGAAAAUAGUGAACAUCUCUAGCUCUUCCGGCCACCUUUCCCGUAUACCAUCAGAAGAAUUGAGAAAUAAGUUCAAGUCGGUUGAAUUAAACUUGGACGACUUAAAGAAUCUGAUGGUAGAUUACGUAAAAGCAGCAAAGGAGGGCAAAGAAAAAGAGAAGGGAUGGGGUGACUCGGCUUAUGUUGUUUCUAAAGUUGGAGUGAAUGCUUACACUUUCAUGCUGCAUAAGAAAUUGUCCAAAAGAGGUAUAUCAGUGAACUGCGUGCAUCCCGGCUACGUGAUGUCAGACAUGACUCGCGGCGGUGGGUCCAUAACUCCGGAGCAGGGUGCCGUACACGCGCUCCGCUUGGCUCUGCAGCCCGAGGGCGGAGGCCUGUACGUGUGGCACGACGGUACCCCCGUACCGUGGGACGGACCGGAUCCGAGAAGUUAUAUCGACGGAAAAUUGUGACCGUGUGACCAUAAGACUCAAUUUACACUACCAUGGAAUGGAAUGGAAGCGAAUUUUCACAACGAAAUUGUGCAUAGCAUAAUAAACUUUAUGUCAAUGAGGAUCAUUACUAGGUCAGCACAUCAACUCAAAAUCAGUAUAAUGAUCUAAUAAGCUUUUUAAUUUAUACACUUUUUUAAUCAUACAAAUCGGUUCAUUCGUUGCGAUUUCAUAACUAAUUUUAUGGUAGUCAAUAUUCCCCGACGGCCAAAACGUGUGACGUCACAGAACUCGAUCGUGGUCCUCUCCGGUCGGACUUCAGUAGUUUCUACGCACGCUCGCGCGCGAGCUCUGUGACAUCACAGCCACCACGCGGCCAACCGAAAAUUCGUUUAGUAAUUUGGUCAUAUCUUCGUCAAUAUUAUUUUGUCGUAGAACAUAAAUUUAACCACUGUAUUUUAUUUUGUAGAGGAGACUAGAUACACCCACACGAACAAAAUCGUGCCCGAAACCUGUCCAAAAGGUACAUUGAACGAUCCACGGAGCUCCGUAAGAUGAGUAGUCAAAAUCAAUAUAAGGCAUUAUUUAAAUAUUGAAAGUAACCUUAAUACAAAUACUGUCACAAACGCUCUCGAAACGUAACCGCGAAAGUGCUAGAGAUCAAAGCCAGAUAACGUAAGAGUGUUUUGUAAUUAACAUAAAAAAAUAUUGGGAAGUCCGCAAGUCAUUGUGUGUUAAUUGUGUGAACUGUGUGGUGAAUAAAGAACUGUCAAGCGUGAACUGGCAUAUAAAUUCGAACCCCAUCCCGACACGUAACAGUACUGUAUAAGGUCUUAAAUAAAACGCAUGCGUCAAGGACUUUUACAGUUCGAAAUGCAAGCUGGAAAAUUUUACGCCUUAUUGCUAUAUGCGUAAGAAUUAAGAUCUUAGUUCUUUGACUUUACGCGCAAUUCUGAACGCGCUGUUAGCAAUAUAGUAGGCACGGACCGCGAGGAAAAAAGACAGCUAUAUGGCGACAUAUAACCGACCAUGCAUUUGAAUAUCACAAAUAUUUUAUAUUAAAUCAGUUUAUAGUAAGUAUUAGAUCAAAAUUUGCUUCAAAUGCGUUAAAUUAACAAACAUUGACAAGAUACCUGUCGAAAAAAUGACACUUUUCGUACUGUAAGUAUUAUUUUCACAUUUUUUCGGGGAGCUCUGUGGCAUCUUGACUUUGUAACGGUCCACGCGUGAGUGUGAACCAAGAAGUGCUCGAGUGGAGUUCAAGCACUUCUUGAUUGGGACACAUUUUGAGCGCUCGUGGUGUAUCUAGGGUAUUUAAUAUCGUUGAGGAGGGUAUAUCAAUGUACCAUGGAACAUCUCUAUUUUCCGAUUUACUAUGCCUGGCGCUAGGGGCACGCCAACUGAUAAACUGUGUGGUGGUUAAAGGGUUACUAAACAUAAACUUUACGCUUCGCAUAGUUCUAAGCCGUUUCAGCUCAAACAUGAUUAGGUCGUAAAGAACCAAGUAUGUACUCAUAGUUUAGCUUCUUAACUGGCUUUGACUUCUAAGAUAAGAUUUGACUUCGCUUAUUUCAAUUAGAUGGAAGAAUUUUCAAUGACUGAUCACCAAAAUUCACUACUAUUAAUACCCCCCCCCCCCCUAUUCUAAUCAUUUAUUAAAACUUGAAUUGGAAUCCGUUAUUGUAAUUACCAACUGAGCUUUUAAUAAACUUAUAAGGAAUUUUAUUUAACUAUGGGGUUUUCUAGUAAAGUAUAAAAUAAUAAAUGAUUGAUUUGAUGGAGUACUUAUAAGAAAUGUAUCCUGCUUUCUGUAUAAAAUAUAUUGAUUGAAAAUAAAUUGGAAUUUUAAUAUGUUGAAAUACUCUUUUGAUUUUUAUAUUUUUAAAUAGAUAAGGAUAUCUCGUUCAAGGUAGGUGUUGCACCAUUAAAAGAAUGUAUAUAAUUCCUCCUUUAAUUUUUAAUGGUCUUUUCAUGAUUAAUGGCUCAAUAAGGUACAAAUGGAACAGCGAUUUAUUGGCAUCUCAUUUUAAUAUAGAAAAUAUAAUCUGUCGUAACAGGGAUAUGAUUCUAGUAAAUAUAUAACGAAUAUACAUAUAUUACGCGCCAUGAAAAUAUAGAACGAGAUGAUAGCAGUAACCAAUGAGAGAUGAUACGACCGAGUCUGUAGUGUGUGUGAAAACAGAAAAAAAAGUAAAUGAAAAUAAAAGAAAUAAUAAAUCGAAUCAAUAUUAUUUUCCUUUUUUUUUAAAUAAAACAAAUAUGUUAAUUUAUUUUACAAAUUCCUUUGUUAUCAUAUUUCUCUCGUUUAAAAUAUGCUCUUCUCAAAUACAAAGAUUUAUCGAUCAUCAACCAACCAAUCGUCCACAUCACCAAAGGAGAGAGACACAAUUAAUCAUGUGGUACUCGAAAUAAAAAUAUAAUAUCGGUAGUGUGGUGUGUUUGUAUAUAAUUAUAUAUUUUUUGAAGAUUGCACUGUUUUUUUUUUACUUCGCGUCGAUACACUCGGCGGGGUGUUGGGGUGGUUUGGAGGGUGCGAAGCCAGGUGGUAGAGGGAUGCCAUUGUAUGGGCCCCAGGCAAGUUUUUGGGGCUGUUGGGACCAUUGGUGAAUAAGUGGUAGUUGUAUUUUGUUGACUCCGUUGGGUGGUUGGGUUUGAUGUUGUGGUCCGACGCCUAGUUGAUUGAAUCUUGCGAAUAGUUCUUGCUGUUGCUGACUUAGUUGAGACGUAGCGGGGGCGGGCGCGGGGCCAGUUUUGCCGAAGUUCUGAACGGAAGUGGACAUGAUCGCCGGGUCCAUUUGGGUCCAGUCUGUAAACAUGGCGCUGUUCGAAUUGAAACCUGCAAUAAUAAUAAUAAUAAGCGCAUCGUCAAGCGGUUUCUUUCUCUGCGGCCCUAACCACCGGUAGCUUGGACUUAGCCCCGCUGCUGGUGGCCUUCUAGGUUAGG
Messenger RNA from Chilo suppressalis (striped riceborer), 4268 nucleotides. NCBI's taxonomy places the organism in Eukaryota, Metazoa, Arthropoda, Insecta, Lepidoptera, Crambidae. The record is from the annotation of a GenBank genome assembly.